Molecule: messenger RNA, 474 nt
Organism: Acaulospora colombiana
Lineage: Eukaryota; Fungi; Glomeromycota; Glomeromycetes; Diversisporales; Acaulosporaceae
Source: the annotation of a GenBank genome assembly
AUGUCCUGGUGGAUUACCUUCAGAAUUACCAUCAUUGAUUUAGAAAAGAUUGAUUUAUCUAACUCCGUUGUGGAUCAACAAAAUAAUGUUGACACCAAGACAAUGGAAGGGGUACCAAAGGUAUCAGAUAAGGAAAUAGAUGAUUUUAUUCCUGAAGAAUCAAUGCCCAAGAUGACACCUGUCACUUUAUCUCAGCCUCAUCAAAGAUAUCCUAAAUCAUUAGAAGAAAAGGAGAUUGAUUCUUUCCUAAAUUCGGAAAACAAGAAAAUGUUUACAAUAAAGAUCGGGAAAAAGGAAAAUCUAUGCUGGUAUUGUUUCUAUAAAACAUAUGAGGAUCAGGUUGAAGACUAUAAAGCUAUGAAAAAUGUCGAUGAACAAUCAGCUAGAACAUUGGUGUAUAACGAAAUUAAAUUACUUUUUCCUGACAUUACUGAUGUAAAAUUACACACUAUUUACAGGGAUGGGGAUAGAUAA